GCCGGCCGCACUCGCACGACCCGCCCCCCCCCGACCCACCACCACUACCUCCCUCCCCCACCUCGGGAUCGCCCCACGCGCCAAUCUCCCUCCGGCGCCGCGGUACGGCACGGCGGGGGUGACCACGGCACGUGCGCUGCGCGGCGGGCGCCUGCAGCCUACUACUCCGUCACGUAACGGCGUCUCUCUCGCGGCGGUGGCAACGACCAGGUGCGGGGGGCCGCGCGCGCGCGCGUGCCGUAUAAAGUCUUCCACAGCUCACACGGGCAGCCGCCUGCCUAGCUAGCCGCUGGUAGAGGAGGAGAAGCCGUAGCAGCGUGUGCAGAGAGAGAAGAGGGAGAGUUCAGAGGGGGGAGAGAGAGAGAGAGAGAGAGAGAGAGAGAGAGAGAGAGAGUUCUCCACUCCUUGCAAGCUCUUGCGCGCGCGUGCUCGGGGAAGGUCAAUUGUUCCGGCGAUCGUUCCCAGCCGAGGAGAAUUGCGCGUCCGGCGGCGAGGCGAUGCGACUGACCGACUGAUGCGCUAGAAUUAUGGGCAUCCAAGGGAACAAGGCGACGCACGACUUCCUCUCGCUCUACGCCCCCGCCGCCGCGGCCGCGGCCGCCGCCAAGGACUCGUCUCUCCAGCUCCACGACUCCAAGCCUCCCGCCGCCUCCCAAGGUUUCUUUCUGAAGACGCACGACUUCCUGCAGCCGCUGGAGAAGCCGGCGGCGUCGGCACCGUCCGGCGCGGAGAGGCAGCCGCAGACGACGAAGCACGCGCUGCCGGGCGGCAUCGGCACGUUCAGCGUCAGCCAGCAGGCGCCCGGAGCCGCCGGACCACUGCCGGCCGCCACCGCCGCGGUGGUGGUGAAGCCCGAGCCGCCGGCGUUCGUGCUCUGGGGCCAGCCCACGGCAUCACAACCACCGAGAGCACAAGGUACCCACGAUCAGUCCCCUCUCCGGCCGCCGUCGCCCGUGAGCCGUGGUGGAAGCCAGCGGUCGUAGAUGCUGCUACGCGCUCCGGGGCCGGGCCUUUGCUUUCCGGUCGUCGAUCGACGUCGACGUGCCGGGCGCACGCAGGCACGCACGCACGCACGUGGAUCACGUCGUCUUCUCCCUCUCACCACGUCAGUGCGCAGGGCUCAGUACCUAACCUACCCACCGCCCGCGCUGU
Triticum urartu is the source of this 1152-nucleotide messenger RNA. NCBI's taxonomy places the organism in Eukaryota, Viridiplantae, Streptophyta, Magnoliopsida, Poales, Poaceae. The record is from RefSeq and is a predicted model, not a curated record.